UGUUUGCUGGUUGGUACAUUCCCUCUGCUGCUUAAUGUUGGGAUAAAAAAGGGGAAAAAAAAGAAAAAUUGAUUAGUGGAUUUGGAAAAAAGGAAAGAAAAAAAGGGGGGAUUUUUAGCUUAUAAUCAGCAGAGCUGAGGGAUGGAAAAGCAGCCGGGUACUUUGAGCAGAGAUCCUCAUGAGCUGUACUAUCUGAGAAUGCAAAGAAGCAAAGAAAAGAUGGAGAAGGUGAAAAGUGAAGAAAACCUGUAUCAGAACAAGAGGAGACUGAAAGUGUGUGUGGCGACGUGCAACAGAGCAGAUUACUCCAAGUUGGCUCCCAUCAUGUUUGGGCUGAAAUCCCAUCCUGAAGAGUUUGAACUGGAAGUCGUGGUGUUGGGUUCCCAUCUGAUUGACGAUUACGGAAACACGUUCCGUAUGAUCGAACAGGACGACUUUGACAUUGGCUCCAAACUCCACACCAUUGUAAGAGGAGAAGAUGAGGCAGCCAUGGUGGAGAGCGUCGGCCUGGCCCUGGUGAAGCUCCCAGACGUCCUGCAGAGGCUUCACCCAGACAUCCUGGUGGUACAUGGCGACCGUUUCGACGCCCUCGCUCUGGCAACUGCUGCCGCGCUGAUGAACAUUCGGAUACUUCAUUUGGAAGGAGGAGAGGUCAGCGGAACAAUUGAUGAUUCGAUUCGUCAUGCUAUCAGUAAACUGGCCCAUUAUCAUGCCUGCUGCACACGCAUGGCAGAGCAGCACCUCAUCGCCAUGUGUGAAGACCACUCUCGCAUCCUCCUAGCUGGCUGCCCGUCGUACGAUAAGCUGCUUUCAACUUACCACAGAGACGACUACGUAGAUAUCAUCAAGAGCUGGCUAGGGGACAAAGUGAAGGACCAAGACUACAUUGUGGCGCUGCAGCACCCGGUCACCACAGACAUCCAGCACUCCAUUAAAAUCUAUGGACUCAUGCUGGAUGCACUGAUCUCCUUUAACAAGAAGACGCUCAUCCUCUUUCCUAAUAUUGAUGCUGGGAGUAAAGAGAUGGUUCGGGUCAUGAGAAAGAAGGGCAUCGAGCAGCACCCCAACUUCCGGGCGGUGAAGCACAUUCCUUUUGAGCAGUUCAUCCAGCUGGUGUGCCACGCGGGCUGCAUGAUUGGAAACAGCAGCUGCGGAGUGCGGGAGGCCGGGGCCUUUGGCACGCCGGUCAUUAACCUGGGAACAAGGCAGACAGGCAGAGAAACUGGUGAAAAUGUUCUACAUGUCAGAGAUGCUGACACACAUAACAAGAUCUACCAUGCUUUGGAACUUCAGUUUGGAAAGCGAUAUCCUUGCUCCAAAAUCUAUGGUGAUGGAAAUGCAGUGCCUCGUAUUCUAAAGUUCCUGAGUAAUAUUGACCUGGAAGAGCCCCUUCAGAAGACCUUCUGCUUCCCUCCUGUGAAAGAUUCCUUUUCUCAGGACAUCGAUCACAUCUUGGAGACACAGAGUGCUCUGGCUGUGGACCUGGGAGGGACCAACCUGAGGGUGGCCAUCGUCUGCAUGAGGGGAAAUAUAGUAAAGAAAUACACUGAAUCCAAUCCAAAGACUUUUGAGGACAGGAUGCAUUUAAUAUUAAAGAUGUGCAAAGAUGCAGUUCAAGAUGGAGUGCACCUAAACUGCAGAAUCCUCGGUGUCGGAAUAUCUACCGGUGGACGUGUAAACCCACAGGAGGGCAUCGUCCUUCACUCCACCAAGCUGAUCCAGGAGUGGUCGUCUGUGGACCUAAGGACCCCAAUCUCAGACGCCCUUGGCCUUCCUGUCUGGGUUGACAAUGAUGGCAACUGUGCCGCUCUGGCAGAGAGGAAGUUUGGUCAUGGCAGGGGAGUAGAAAACUUUGUCACAGUCAUCACAGGAACAGGUGAGAAAGAAGGUAUUGGAGGAGGCAUUAUCCAUAACCACGAGCUGAUCCACGGUAGUACCUUCUGUGCUGCUGAGCUGGGUCACAUCAAGGUUUCUCUGGAAGGCCCAGAGUGUUCAUGCGGCAAUCAGGGCUGCAUAGAAGCCUUUGCAUCAGGCAUGGCUCUGCAGAGGGAGGCCAAGCGCCUGCAUGACGAGGACCAGCUAAUGGUGGACGGGAUGGAAAUGAAGCUUUCUGAGCAAAUCACUGCUGCUCAUCUCAUCAGCGCAGCCAGAAACGGCAAUUCCAAAGCAGACGCCGUUCUGCACAAAGCAACCAUGGCAUUGGGUGCAGGGAUUGUAAAUAUCCUCCACAUUGUCAACCCCUCGCUGGUUAUUUUGUCUGGAGUGCUGGCUUCUUAUUAUCAGGCUCCCGUGCAGCACGUCAUCACAGAGAGAGCGCUCUUCUCUGCUCAGUGCAUCAAGGUUGUAAAAUCCGACCUGGAAGAACCGGCCUUACUUGGCGCUGCUAGCAUGGUGUUAGACUAUGCAACUAGAAGGACAUACUGAGAAGACUAACCGUUCUAAAAAUGUUUAAACACACUUGAAAAUGUUUUACUGGAAUUUAUCAAAUUGAUAAGGAGGCUGGCUUAUAGUAAAGACUGUUAUUAUCUAAAUUUUGAAGCAUUUCCAGUUGCCUUUAGGUUUUCUUUUCUUAAUUGAAGCUGACAUUUAAUCAUAUGUACCACAGAGUUUAGCCAUGUUUUAAUCCGUUAACACCACUGCUGACAGCUGUAUUGAAACCAACCUUUUUUUUUUCUUUGCACAUCUCCCGCUAACUCUGGGCUCCUUCAGUCCAAACAAAGCUGCUUCAGAACCACCCAAGCCUUUCAUGACCUUUUAUUUAGCUGAAGUUCUAUUUAUAAUGUAUUAAAGGCAAUCUUAUUGUUUUAGCAAAAAUGAAUUUGUUAAUUCUGUGGGAAAGGUACAGGGGACAGCACAGAUAAAGAUAUGUCUACCAUCCCAUCCCCCCUCCCAUGAAAAUAUCCCUCCUGUCUUAAGUUGCUAGAUUUUUGCUUCCAACUUGAUUAAUUCCUCAGUUGGCUUUUCCCACAUUUUUUAAUCUCCAGGGAGGAUGUGUGUUGCUCCUCUGGUUGAUAUUUAUCAGAUAUCUUAGGAUGGUAUCAUCUGAGCUCUUAGAAAACUUUUCUAAACAGAAAUAUUGCCCUUGAAAAAAGCUAAAAAAUUCCCCAACUAUUCCUCCAGUUUAAACCUUAUAGUCUUUGUUCUAGGCCUGUUUACUACCAGAGUGUUUUUUGGUUUAAAAGAAAAAAAAAAACUUUCAUUUGUCCUUCAAUAAGAACUGUUUUGGUGAAAUGUACUUUUGUUUUUUACUGGAAUAAAAAGCUGUUAUAUUAAAAUUGUAACAUAAUUCUGGUAUUGGAAGGGUUGUGCUGCUUGGAACUGUCCACAAAAGAAUUUUUUUUGUUUCCUUGGGUUGAAGGAAAUCCUGCAUAUUAACUGACAUGUGGUGGGAAGGGGGUAAAGUAUAACAGGCUCAAUACUUUACCUCUUAUAUGCUCCUAAAAGUAAAACAAAGUUUUAAUGAAGCUCUGAAGUUUUUAUCUUAUUUUUGGUGUGUGGAAAAACUGAUGGGACCAAAGUGCUGUCAAGACAUUCUGCUGUAUGGAUUCUUCUUUUUUCUGUUGUUACAAAUUCUAUUAAUAAUUCAAGUUAUUGCAAUAUCUUUUAUGAACUUUUGUGUCUUGGAGAAUGUAGGCAACUGUAGUUUUUUUUAUUUUUGUUAUUUCCAUGUUGUUAUUGACUUCAUUUAAGGUGCAUAUGAGGGGCCUAUAGCUAUGCUGUCAGAUAGCUGCUUUAGUAGUAAAGGCUGGUGAGGGCUUAGAUUUUGUUGUAUAACAUAAACUGUAUUAACUAUUAAAUAUAUUUA
This is a messenger RNA of Cyprinodon variegatus (sheepshead minnow), 3805 nucleotides long. It is a transcript of the gene gne, whose product is annotated as glucosamine (UDP-N-acetyl)-2-epimerase/N-acetylmannosamine kinase. Bases 142 to 2424 code for a protein of 760 amino acids. Gene Ontology annotation, biological process: UDP-N-acetylglucosamine metabolic process. NCBI's taxonomy places the organism in Eukaryota, Metazoa, Chordata, Actinopteri, Cyprinodontiformes, Cyprinodontidae. The record is from RefSeq and is a predicted model, not a curated record. Gene Ontology annotation, molecular function: N-acylmannosamine kinase activity; hydrolase activity, hydrolyzing O-glycosyl compounds; UDP-N-acetylglucosamine 2-epimerase activity. The transcript has 14 exons.